Molecule: messenger RNA, 2905 nt
Organism: Conger conger (European conger)
Lineage: Eukaryota; Metazoa; Chordata; Actinopteri; Anguilliformes; Congridae
Gene: sxph
Product: saxiphilin
Exons: 16
Coding region: 1-2151 (716 amino acids)
Biological process (GO): iron ion transport
Cellular component (GO): recycling endosome; early endosome; plasma membrane
Source: RefSeq, a predicted model, not a curated record
AUGCUGUGUUCAGGUAAGAAGACUCGCUGGUGCACGGUGUCGGAGCCGGAACAGAGGAAGUGCGCAGAGCUGGCUAAGGGGCUGAUCAGAGUGCUGCCUCCUGCCAUGGUUUCAGCCUUCGCAAAACUCUCGUGCAUCCGGACAUACAGCACUGCAGACUGCAUUGACAAGAUUCGGGGAAACCGUGCUGAUAUAAUAACUCUGAAUGCAGGGGAAGUGUAUACUGCUGUCAAGCAGUUUGGUCUCACUGCUGUUGCAAAGGAGAUCUACAGUGAUGGUGGCUGUGUGCUGGCUGUGGCUGUGGUGAAAAACAGCAGUCUGGAUGUGCGCUCACUGCAAGGCCAUCGCAGCUGUCACUCUGGGGCUCGCUGGACUGCGGGCUGGAGUCUGCCUCUUGGGUUUCUACUCUCCCGCAACUACCUUCCCUGGGCAGAAGAGGAGACUCUCACCCAGGCGGUCAGUGCCUUUUUCAGUGCCAGCUGUGUCCCAGGGGCUGCGGCCACAGCUCCCAGCCUGUGUGCUCUGUGCCAGGGCCAGAAGUCCUACAUCCGUCAGCGUAACUUUCACUGUGAGACCUCCCACAACGAGCCCUUCUACAACAGCCAGGGAGCACUGAGGUGCCUCAAGACUGGCAAAGGGGAUGUUGCAUUUGUGGACCAUAUUGCCCUUGACAGUAUUGAGGAGUGGGAGAGGGAGGACUACAGACUUCUCUGCACAGAUGGGGCACAGGCCAAUCUUAGUGAGUUCCGGACAUGUAAUCUUGGACGAGGGCCUGGAGGAGGGGUUGUGACACGCAUUAACUUCCGCAAGACAGCCCGAAAGUUCCUGCAGGCGGCACAGAUGGUGUUUGGUCGUCAAGGACGUGAUAAGCAGCAUUUUCAGCUCUUUGAGUCUCAGUCUUAUGGCGGCCGUGAUCUGCUGUUCCGGGAUAAGACGGAGAAGCUGGCUGUUUUUUCUGACAGUGACAUCAGUCAGGUCCUAGGACUGGACUAUGUGGCUCUCCUGAAAGGGCUUGGGCAUGAAGGGAGCUCCUUAGAGGACAGUGUCAUCCGCUGGUGCUGUAUCAGUGAUGCGGAGCAGAAGAAAUGUGAGGAGUGGGCCCUCAGCAUCAAGUCUGACCCACUGGUGUGUGUGAGGGCCUCCUCCAUGAGUAACUGCAUCGAGAAGAUCAAGAGAGAUGAAGUGGAUGCUGUCUCACUGGAUGGUACACAUGCCUUCAUUGCAGGGAAGUGCGGCUUAGUUCCUGUGGUUGCAGAAUAUUAUGGGGAAAAAUGUAUACCAACAGAGACAGUAACAGGAGAAACUGCCCAUUUUGAAAGUGACGUGUUUCCAUCAGUGUUUGCGGUGGCAGUGGUGCGGCGCUCCAGCAGGAAUGUGUUCUUUGGGAAUCUGGCAGGCCGUCGUUCAUGCCAUGGCCACAUGUAUAGCCCUGCAGGCUGGCUGAUGCCUGCUAGACACAACCUAAGCUCCCAACACAACAGCAGCACCCACUGUGACCCCAGCAAAGUAUACAGUGAGGUCUUCUGGAAAGGAUGUCUGCCAGGUUCCCAGGGUAGCCUCUGCAAGGUGUGCAUUGGGGGAACUGCUGAGCCUGGAACAAAGCGCUGUACUGAUAACCACAAUGAGCGUUACUAUGGGAAUAUGGGGGCACUGAGGUGUUUGGUAGGAGACCCCAGUGGGAAGACCUAUGGAGAUGUCGCAUUCCUGGAGCAACACAAUUUAGAGGACAACAUUAAGAGUCUGGGAUCUAGUGGCUGGGCAGAGGGCUGGCUGGCUUGGGAUUUUGAGCUGCUCUGUCCAGAUGGUCGACGGGCAUCCCUUUCCCAGUGGGAGAGCUGUCACCUUGGUGCCAUCCCACCGAAUCUUAUCAUGACCCGUCCCAUACUCACAGCCCGUGUCUAUGACUUUCUCAUGAAGUCACAGGAAACACUGGCAGCACACCCAGAUGAAUUCAAUCUCUUUGAGUCCCAGAAAUAUGGCGAGAGUGAUCUACUUUUCAAAGAUGUAACACGAUGCUUUGUCCACACGAGCCACCUGGACUAUCAUACCAUCCUGGGGGAAGACUUUUACAGAACAAUGGAGACCAUCUUCAACUGUACACGGUCUGAAAUCUUGGAGUUCUGUGCUCAGGAUGUAUGUACCAUAUUCUGAGCAUCAAUUACAAGUGGGACAGCAGGGAAUCAGGCCUCAUUCCACCUCUUCAGCAGAGAUGGCUACCACAUCCCGUCACAACAGUAUUAAGAAAUGGCAAAUGUUUACAUUCACCUUUACUUUCAUUCAUUUGGCAGAUACUUCUGUCCAAAUCAACAUCUGCUCAUCAGAGGCAGAUACUACAUAAGUGAAUGAUAUUAGAUAGUAAGUACACAAAUAGUUGGCAGAAGGAUCUUACUAUGAACACAUGUUACAAUUAUUGCACAAGGAGCUUAAAUCAAAUUAUAACAUCUUAUCAGUUAUGUCAAAAUCUAUCUGCCUAAUUUCUGCAAAAUGGUUCAGAACAGGAAUACUUGUAUUUGCUUUUUAUUUUUAUAUUCUCUGUCUAAUUGUGCUCAGACAUUCUGGGACACUGAAUUUCUCCAUCCAUUGCAAAUGCAGAGCUGGGAGGAUACACUCAAAUAAGCAGAUUGUUGCAACUCAUAUUUGAUAAUGAAGCAUUUAGGGACUGCCUGUAUAUAUUGUUCUGAGACCUAUUGAACCAGAUUGUCCAUCAUUAUACUUUUAAACAAAUUAGGGAAACAAAUAAAUUGUGAUGCUUUUAGUGAAAGUAUGGAAACAAAGGUUUUGUAUCCCGUCUCAUUAAAAUAAAUUGACAGAUUCCUUCUAGAAUUAAACAGAAAACAGGAAUUUACAAUUAAUUUUGUCCACUGUUCUAACACUUUGCAUGCUCACAAUAUUUCUGUGUAUGAAA